AUGAAUCCUAUCACCACAGCAAACGCUGAAUUUUGCCUUGAUGUGUUCAAAGAGCUAAGCAGGAACAAUGCGGGAGAAAAUAUCUUCUUUUCUCCACUCACCAUGUUCUAUGCUCUAAGCAUGCUCCUUCUGGGUGCCAGAGGCAAGAGUGCUGAACAAAUGGAAAAGGUGCUCCACUAUGACAACUUUUCAGAAUUCUUAAAACCAAAGAUGAAAGACUUUUCUGAGUGCAGCCAAGGUGGAAGGAUGUAUUCUGAAUUUGGAGCUCUGCUAUCCCAAAUCAACCAACUGAAUUCCCUCAGCAUUGCUAACAGAAUCUAUGGGACGAGGACGAUCACAUUCCACAAGCAAUAUUUAAGAUGUUCCGAGAGACUGUUCCAAGCCAAGUUGCAAACUGUUGAUUUUGAAUUGUCUACAGAAGAGACAAGGAAAAGUAUUAACACUUGGGUUGAGAAUAAAACUAAUGGAAAAGUCACAAACUUAUUUGGAAAGGGUACAAUUGAUCCCUCCUCUGUCAUGGUCCUAGUGAGUGCCAUAUAUUUCAAGGGACAGUGGAAAAAUAAAUUCAAGAAAAGAGACACAGUGAAAGCUCCAUUUCACAUAAGUGUGGGUAAAAGUGCCAUUGUGGACAUGAUGUAUCAGACUGGAACGUUUAAGCUGGCCUUCAUCAAGGAGCCACAGAUGCAGGUCCUGGAGCUGCCCUACGCCAACAACAAUCUAAGAAUGAUCAUCUUGCUUCCAGUAGGCUCUGCGAAUGUCAACCAGAUAGAAAAACACCUGAACGUGAAGAUGCUUCAAGAGUGGACCAACUCUUCUAACAUGGUGGAAAGAGAAGUGGAUGUUCACAUUCCCAAAUUCAACCUUGCAGUAAAAUACGACCUAAACUCCCUAUUGAAAUCCCUAGGGAUGCGGGACAUCUUCAGCGUGGCCACAGCUGAUCUCUCUGGAAUGUCACCUGACAAAGGCCUGUAUUUAUCCAAGGUUGUUCACAAGUCCUAUGUGGAUGUCAACGAGGAAGGCACCGAGGCAGCGGCGGCCACUGGGGAGAGUAUCGCUGUGAAGCGACUCCCUGUCACAGUUCAGUUCACAGCAAAUUCUCCCUUCCUGUUCACUAUUCAGGAUAAGUCUGGCAAUAUUUUAUUUAUUGGCAAGUUGGUCUCUCCGUAACCAGAGGGCCUUGUGGCGACCUCAGAGAUAGGUAAAAUGGACAGGACCCAAGGGGCCGAUAGUUUGCAUCUUAGCGUUUGUGUAUCUGCAAAGCAGGUCUCUCAGAUGGUAGAUCUUCAUUCCGCCUCUGUGAGCUGGUAAACCUCAGACUACAGCAGUCACGGGAGAAGAAUAGAUUUACACCAGCGCUCUUCUGGAUUUCUGAUUUUUGAGACCUCAUUUGAGUACUGAGUAACAUGAUUGAAUUAAAGAAGGGCUGGAUAUUUUGAGUUUUCUGUACUAGUGAGCUUGUGAAUGAGUGAGUACUGCAAACAGAUAAAGGGUUUCUACG
Myodes glareolus (Bank vole) is the source of this 1498-nucleotide messenger RNA. It is a transcript of the gene Serpinb11, whose product is annotated as serpin family B member 11. Gene Ontology annotation, biological process: negative regulation of endopeptidase activity. Gene Ontology annotation, molecular function: serine-type endopeptidase inhibitor activity. Lineage: Eukaryota; Metazoa; Chordata; Mammalia; Rodentia; Cricetidae. The record is from RefSeq and is a predicted model, not a curated record.